Capra hircus (goat) is the source of this 1680-nucleotide messenger RNA. RefSeq names its product cytochrome P450 2C23. The transcript has 9 exons. Gene Ontology annotation, cellular component: cytoplasm; intracellular membrane-bounded organelle. Gene Ontology annotation, biological process: xenobiotic metabolic process. Gene Ontology annotation, molecular function: oxidoreductase activity, acting on paired donors, with incorporation or reduction of molecular oxygen, reduced flavin or flavoprotein as one donor, and incorporation of one atom of oxygen; heme binding; iron ion binding. Lineage: Eukaryota; Metazoa; Chordata; Mammalia; Artiodactyla; Bovidae. The record is from RefSeq and is a predicted model, not a curated record.
AGGAAGGUAAAUAUGGCCAAAAGCAGUUCCAGGUUGUUUGUUUCCUAAGUCCAAGAACUCAGACCAGCCUUUGACUUAUAAAUCAUAACCCGGGUAUGUAAGCAACCCAAACAGUUACUAACACUGAGUAACCAAGAUGGAACAACUGGAAAUCACUACUCUUGCUCUUGUGAUUUGUGUCACUUGCCUGGUUUUUCUUUUUGUGUGGAAGAAAAGUCACAAAGGUUUGGGAAAGCUCCCUCCUGGUCCAACUCCACUUCCCAUCAUUGGGAAUCUGAUGCAACUAAACCUCAAGGACAUCCCUGCAUCUCUUUCCAAGUUGGCCAAACAAUAUGGCCCUGUUUACACUCUGUACCUUGGAUCCCAGACCACGGUGGUCUUACAUGGAUAUGAGGCGGUGAAGGAAGCUCUAAUUGACCAAGGUGAUGAAUUCCUUGGCAGAGCACGUAUUCCUAUUAUUGACGAUACCCAGAGAGGAUACGGACUCUUUUUCAGCAAUGGGGACGCGUGGAAGCAAAUGCGGCCCUUCUCCCUUAUGACCCUAAGGGACUUUGGGAUGGGGAAGAGGAGCCUCGAGGAGAGGAUCCAGGAGGAGGCCCAGUUUCUGGUGGAGGAGCUCAGGAAAUCAGAGGCUCAGCCCUUUAACCCUGCUCUCACCCUGUCCUGUGCUACCUGCAACGUGAUCUGCUCCAUCCUCUUCAAUGAACGUUUCCACUACAACGAUAAGACCCUUCACUCCCUGCUGGAUUUGUUAAAUAAAAAUUUUAAUUGAGGAAGCUCUCUCUGGAACCAGCUUUACAAUCUAUGGCCAAAACUCAUAAAGCCUCUCCCUGGAGAGCACAGAGCAUUUUCAAAAAGGCUUAAGGGUGUUCACUACUUUGUCCUGAAAAAAGUGAAGAAGCAUCAAAAGUCCCUGAAUCAUAAUAACCCUCGAGACUACAUUGACUGUUUCCUCAGCAGGAUGGAGCAGGAGAAACAGAACCCAGAGUCUGAAUUUCACUUGGAAACCUUAGCAACCUGUGGAUCAAAUCUGUUUUCAGCAGGAGUAGAGACAACCACUGCCACCCUGAGUUACGGGUUCCUGCUCCUAAUGAAAUACCCUGAGGUUCAAGCCAAAGUUCAUGAAGAAAUUGACCGUGUGAUUGGACUCACCCGAAGUCCCUGCAUGAAGGACAAGAUGAAGCUGCCCUAUACAGAGGCUGUGUUGCAUGAGAUACAGAGAUACAUCACCCUCAUUCCUUCUAACUUACCCCAUACUGUGGUCCGGGACACGAAAUUCAGACAAUAUGUCAUCCCCAAGGGUACUACUGUAUUGCCGUUACUGUCUUCCAUCUUGUACGACUGCACGGAGUUUCCUAACCCAGAGAAGUUUGACCCAGGCCAUUGUUUGGAUAAAAAUGGCAACUUCAGGAAAACAAAACACUCUGUGGCUUUUUCCAUUGGGAAAUGGGCCUGUGUUGGAGAGGGCCUGGCCCACAUGGAGCUGUUCCUGUUCUUCACCACCAUUCUGCAAAAUUUUGUCCUGAAAUCCCUGGGGGAGACAAAGGACAUAGAGACCAAACCCAUUGUUACCGGAUUCAUCAAUAUGCCACCACCCUUCAAGCUAUGCCUUAUCCCCAGAUAAAAUAAGAGCUUUUCUCUUUUAACAAUUUAAAUAAAAGUAAUAGCUUUUUCUUCUCA